GUAGUCAUUGUUCCCACAAACAGCCAAUCACGGAGCGAGCGCGUGCCGGCUGUCCGGUAUAAAGAGUGUCAGGGUUCAGCAGGCAGCAUGAACCUUCUUCUCUGGAGUUUGCGAGCAGAUCAGACGAAGUGUGACGUCAGGAUGCAGUCCGCCGGAAAGUCUUUGAAGGAAGCUCUGCUGUGCGCUCAGACAGACAACCGAAUCACGGUGGGAGUCCACGAGAGCGCCAAAAUCAUGACUGACGACCCGGACAGCGUGUCUUUCUGCGUCCUGGCCAUGGAUGAGGAGUUCGAGUGCGACAUCGCUCUCCAGAUCCACUUCACCCUCAUCCAGUCGUUCUGCUUUGACAACGACAUCAGCAUCGUGAGAGUGAGCGACAUGCAGCGUCUGGUGGAGAUCGUAGGAGACAAGGCGGUGCAGCUCGAAGACGCGCACUGCGUCCUCAUCACGAACCCGUCUGAUGGUUCUUGGGAGGACCCCGCUCUGGAGAAGCUGCACCUGUUCUGUGAGGAGAGCCGCCGGCUCAACGACUGGGUUCCAGAGAUCAGCCUCCCCGAGCGCUGAUCCGGAUCUCUGCUCCUCUCUGAUCAGAUGCUGCAAAGCUUCUAGUCUGGAAAUUGUCAUCCUGACGAGCAGGAUGACGCUGUUUCUGCUCAUCCCUGGAAACUCCUGAGGAGGAUUCCCGUCCAGGCAGCGUGGCGCCGGGCCCCCCUGGGGGCCCCUCGCGCCGUGACCGUCGCCUCUUGUCCCGUCCAUGCCAAGAUGACUCUCAUUCUUUAUGUGAACGAGGUCAGGUAUGCCACAAGAGCGACACAUCGACCCUCAUUCUUUGUGCGGAUGAGGUUUGGAGAGGAAGGAGAAGCGAGUUCUGCGUCCUGUGGGUGCCACGGAGCAAAGGUCGCACGUUGACGCGCACGCGCAGCAGGAGAAGAAGCGGUGCCGAGAAGAAGA
Molecule: messenger RNA, 951 nt
Organism: Thalassophryne amazonica
Lineage: Eukaryota; Metazoa; Chordata; Actinopteri; Batrachoidiformes; Batrachoididae
Product: growth arrest and DNA damage-inducible protein GADD45 gamma-like
Exons: 3
Coding region: 88-564 (158 amino acids)
Biological process (GO): regulation of cell cycle
Cellular component (GO): nucleus; cytoplasm
Source: RefSeq, a predicted model, not a curated record